Messenger RNA from Lymnaea stagnalis (great pond snail), 4541 nucleotides. The record is from the annotation of a GenBank genome assembly. NCBI's taxonomy places the organism in Eukaryota, Metazoa, Mollusca, Gastropoda, Lymnaeidae.
UGAAAAUUUGGAACAGGAUAAAUCAACCAAUCGAACCAAAAGGUUAGCUUUCAAAUUUAAUUUCUUCUUCUUCUUAACUAUCCUAAUGACUAAUGUUUGAGAGUGUUUGAAAAGGAAUUUAACAUAUUCGAUAAAUUAAAAAAAAAUAAAUGAAUACGCUAUUUACCGGGACGAAAUAUGGACAUUGAUCGAUUAUUGGUCAGAAACGCUUCAAUUGAUUUUUCUUUGAAUUUUGACAAAUGAACUUAGAGUCAGUCACAGACCAUAGGAUAUCAGCCAGUAGCAGUGACCCAGAUACCAAACACAAUGUGCAGUUAAAGAGACGUUGCAGUUAAUGCUGCCAAAUGUCUUGUGCAACCCUGGGAUUGUUUCUUAUUCUGCAUCUACCACCGGUACAAGGGGGAAAAAAACGAACGAGAAAAUCUCUGGUGGUCUAGACCUGUUGUUCACCUGAUGUUGUUGUUUUCAAGUUUUAAAAAAACAAACUGUUUUAUUGAGGUAAGGAUAUAACCGAGCUUCAUUUACAACUGUUUUAUUGAGGUAAAGAUAUAACCGCCUUCAUUUACAACUGUUUUAUUGAGGUAAAGAUAUAACCGAGCUUCAUUUACAACUGUUUUAUUGAGGUAAAGAUAUAACCGAGCUUCAUUUACAACUGUUUUAUUGAGGUAAGGAUAUAACCGAGCUUCAUUUACAACUGUUUUAUUGAGGUAAGGAUAUAACCGAGCUUCAUUUACAACUGUUUUAUUGAGGUAAGGAUAUAACCGAGCUUCAUUUACAACUGUUUUAUUGAGGUAAAGAUAUAACCGAGCUUCAUUUACAACUGUUUUAUUGAGGUAAAGAUAUAAACGAGCUUCAUUUACAACUGUUUUAUUGAGGUAAAGAUAUAACCGGGCUUCAUUUACAACUGUUUUAUUGAGGUAAAGAUAUAACCGAGCUUCAUUUACAACUGUUUUAUUGAGGUAAAGAUAUAACCGAGCUUCAUUUACAACUGUUUUAUUGAGGUAAAGAUAUAACCGAGCUUCAUUUACAACUGUUUUAUUGAGGUAAAGAUAUAACCGAGCUUCAUUUACAACUGUUUUAUUGAGGUAAAGAUAUAACCGAGCUUCAUUUACAACUGUUUUAUUGAGGUAAAGAUAUAACCGAGCUUCAUUUACAACUGUUUUAUUGAGGUAAGGAUAUAACCGAGCUUCAUUUACAACUGUUUUAUUGAGGUAAAGAUAUAACCGAGCUUCAUUUACAACUGUUUUAUUGAGGUAAAGAUAUAACCGGGCUUCAUUUACAACUGUUUUAUUGAGGUAAAGAUAUAACGGAGCUUCAUUUACAACUGUUUUAUUGAGGUAAAGAUAUAACCGAGCUUCAUUUACAACUGUUUUAUUGAGGUAAAGAUAUAACUGGGCUUCAUUUACAAAUGUCUUAUUAAGUUAAGGAUAUAACUGGGCUUCAUUUACAAAUGGGCUUUAAAAACAGCAGGAGAAUAACAACAACGAACGUUUGCUUGUAUAAUUCUAAUGCGUCAUUUAUGUAGGGUUUAAUACUCUAAAGGAAUUCUGUCACUGAGCAGCUGUAAAAAUUGUUGAGGAGAGAAAACCAAUAGUGUUAUUUUAGAGAAGUCUAAUUGUGGAGAGAAAUACUAAUAGAGUUAUUUAGAGGAGUCUUAAUGUUGAGAUAAAUAGAGUCUUAAUUUUUUAUCAUCAUAUUGAUACAUCUGGGACAAAUUUGUACAUCACGUUAGUAGAAAACAUGAGUUCACCAUAAUUAUAAGUUAUGUACAGCACAACAUCACAUCAGUAAAGCCCAUUAAGUAUAGCACACCAUCACAUCAGUACAGCACACCAUCACAUCAGUACAGCACAACAUCACAUCACUACAGCAAAACAUCACAUCACUACAGCAAAACAUCACAUCACUACAGUAAAACAUCACAUAAGUACACCACAUCAGUACAUCACAAAAUCACAUCAGUACACCACAUCAGUACAACACAACAUCACAUCAGUACAUCACAACAUCAAACCAGUACAUCAAAACACCACAUCACUACAGCAAAACAUCACAUCACUACAGCAAAACAUCACAUAAGUACACCACAUCAGUACAUCACAAAAUCAUAUCAGUACACCACAUCAGUACAACACAACAUCACAUCAGUACACCACGUCAGUACAACACAACAUCACAUCAGUACACCACAUCAGUACAACACAACAUCACAUCAGUACAUCACAACACCACCUCAUUACACCACAUCAGUACAGUACAACACCACAUCUGUACACCACAUCAGUACAACACAACAUCACAUUAGUACAGCACAACACCACAUCAGCACACCACAUCAGUACAGCACAACAUCACAUCAGUCCAGCACAACAUCACAUCAGUCCAGCACAACAUCACAUCAGUCCAGCACAACAUCACAUCAGUACAGCACAACAACACAUCAGUACACCACAUCAGUACAUCACAACACCACAUCAGUACACCACAUCAGUACAGCAAAACACCACAUUAAAACACCACAUCAGUACAGCACAACAUCACAUCAGUACAGCGGAACACCAUCAGUACAGCACACCAAAAACAUCGGUACACCACAUCAGUACAGCACAACAUCACAUCAGUACAGCACAUCAGUGCAGCACAACAUCACAUCAGUACAGCACAUCAGUGCAGCACAACAUCACAUCAGUACAACGUAUCAAUACAACAUAUUAGUACGUCAGUACGUCAGGUACUCAUAUCAGUGCACACCAUCAUUCCACCAUAUCAUCAUAGUAGUACCUCACAUCAUAAGAAAACCUCAGUUCAGCACAUUAUUUCAAGACAUCAGUACAACGCAUCGGGACACUAAAUUAGUACAGCACACCAGUACACCACAUCAGUACAGCACAUAUGUACAAUGAGUACAACACAUUAGUGACACUCAACAAUACGGAACAUGAAUGCAACUAAUGUAUAAAACACUUACAAAAAAAAAAAAAAAAAAAAAAAAAAAAAAAAAAAAAAAAUAAUAAAAAAAGAAAAAAAAAAAAAAAAAAAAUAAAAUAAAAAAAAAAAAAAAAAAAAAAAAAAAUUAUUGUAAAAAUAAAAAAAAAAAAAAAAAAAAAAAAAGAUCAAAAAAAAAAAAAGAUCACAAAAAAAAAAAGAUCACAAAAAAAAAAGAACAAAAAAAGAAAACCAUGAUGCCAAAUAAUUCCAAUAUAUGUUCGAUUAACUGAGAUCAACGCUCCACCCAAAUAAUGAGCCAUGUGUAAUAAAGAAGUGAAAAAAAAAAACCUUUUUAAAUUAGAGAUUUCCAAGAAAAUGUUUACAUGCGAAGCUACUGAGAGUGCAGACCUCGGUUGCUAUAGAUCACAAGGACAGCUUCUUCACGACAAUCAAAAUGUGUAAUUUUUAUCAUUUAUUUCACAAGAGAUAAGUUGUUGUUUUUUCUUCUUGUAUCUGCAGCCAACAUCGUGGCGGGCUGGAGGGAAAUCUGCGAGAGUCCCUUACCCCGAGUUGGUCUGGUUGAGACUGUUGAAGGAGCUCCACCAUUUACCGGACGAUUGAACUGUCACGCCGAUGAGGGUACGGGAAGCGGGCGCCUUCGACACGAACAAACACGACACGCCGCCUCUGACGUCAGAUCUGCGCCGGAAGUUGUAAUCGCUUGCCGGAUUUGCCAAAUUUAUUCUGAUAAUAGCGGCCACUAUUUGGGAAACUGCUUACAUAGGGUUUCCCUGGACAUUCAGGGGAGACAAGACAGUACAAGACAUCAAACAAGACAUCUCUUCCCUCCAUUAGAAUUACAAAUCGUCGCCAUGUCUUACCCUACCCACAAUUCCCCUCCACAUUCGCCGAUCGCAAAUAUAACCCUGACGUCACCCUGUCCACAAACCACGUCGAUCUUCACCAUCAGGGCACAGGACGCAGCCUCCAUGGUGAGUGAGGUACAAAAGGACGACGACUCCAGGCACUGCUACCUGCUCCAUCUCAACCUGCGGCCUCUGUUCAGCGAUGACGUCAUUCCGGGCUCGUGCCUGCGGAGGCUGCUGAGACUGGUGAACGGCAUCCCGCUGGGCGCAGGACUUCUCUCUCGCGACCAGCUCAGGGGCAUUCAGUGGCGGCUGGUGGAGGGCGGCAACACGGCCCUGACCUUCAUCUCGUGCCCGCUGUUGGUGGAGGAGGCGGAGGAAUCCAAGAACUGCCUGAAGGACAGGUUGGCCAAGCAGGCGCACGCCGUGUUCGGUGACAUCACGGUCAAGGCCGGCGUGGUGCUGUCGCGGUGCCUGGAGUACAGCGAGGACAUCGUCCUCAACGACAUCGCGGUCGUCAACGGGGAGGGGCUGCAUUUUAGAGAUUAAACUCUGUGCAUUAGUGUAGAGUAACUGGUGUGCAAAUUGGGUGAUUCUUUUUGUUAGACGUGCGCACAAAGGGAGUGUCACUAAAAAUAGACAUGACACACAGUUGGAUGUGUGAACAAAUUUACUCAAAAGAAUAUCAUUUAGAAAGGCACUUAAGUUUAAUUAUAUUAAACAACAUUUCUUUUGUUGGUGGCAACU